AUAAAGAUAUGACUUUAAAUGAUAUUUAUCUUCAUAUUCUCAAUAUAUUCAAAUUAAGAGGUUAUUUUACAAAAAUAAAUCUUGAUUAUUUAAUAAAUCAUUUUGUUUUGCUUUAUGAAUCAAAAAUAGAUACUGACCAUGAAACAUUAUUAUAUGAUUUUCAAUUGCAACCAUUGGAUGUUAAUCAAUAUGGAACAUUUUUUGAGUAUAUUCAGAAUAAUGGUUUGAAUUGUUCAAGUACAAUUAUAUAUGUUUGCAUUGAUGAAGGUUUGCAUUUCAUUUGAUUUUGUCUAUUUAUCUUUUUAUUUUAAAGCUACUAAUAAUGAUAUGACAAGAAAAACUAUGAUGGAAAGUGAAAAAAAAUUUACAACGACACCUUCAUCAAUCGUAAAAGAAAUGUAAUCACAUCUUUGAAUAACAUCGUUUUUCUUUAAGAUAUUUUAUACAUAUUAGAACAUCUCUACAAACAAGGACAGAUUUAUUCACAACAUCAAUCGAACAUGAACAUGUCAAUGAAAAUAAACAAGAUAUUUAUUCAGAUCAAACUAAUAAUUUGUUAAAUGAACAUUCAUUUAUAAAUACGAUUAAUUCUAUUAUGAAAAGCACUGAAGAAUUAAUGAGUCAAAAUAGUUAUAAUGAAAUUUUGACUAAAUUAUUUGAGAAUAUAUGUAUUAUUCAUGGAUAUUCACAUUUAACAAUUCCUGCAAUAAUACAAUUAAUUAAACAAUCAAAAAGAGAUAUUCAAUCAAUUAAACAAUCUGAUAUUAUAUUACAUUUGAAUUGUAUUAAUAUUAUUUCUGUUAGUUGUGAAUUUUUAAUUAAAUUUUUCACACAAGAAAAAGAUAAAUUUGAUCAUAUUCCAAUUUAUUCAAUGAUUCAUCAAUCAUUUACUGAAUUUUAUCGAAAAUUAAAGCUUUUAUGUGUUUACUGUUAUGUACUUGUUGACGAGUACAAUAAACUUACUAAAAGUUCACCUAUUAAAUCAAUUGAAUAUGGAAGAACAGAAUCAUCUGAUUCGAAUUUUCAAUCUUUAUUUGAACACUAUCAUGAAACAAAUACACAAGCAUUUGGUAAAAAUAGUCAAAAAACUAUUGAAUUAUUUCAGCGAUUCUUUAUUAUUUCAAGAGAUUUAUUACAUUUUAUGAAUGAACCACGAUUAUUAAAAUUUUAUACUAUUAUUCAAUCUAUAAUUGUUGGUAUAGAAUCCGUACUACCAACUAUUAAUAUGGAUAAUUCUACAUCUGUAACUAAUGCAAUAGACGUGCUAACAUCGCUUAAAGUUCAAUAUUCAAAAAUAUUCCAUCCGAAUCAUUUUACAUCACCCAUCUAUCGAUUGAAUCAAUCUACUAAACAAGCAUUUAGAAAGACAAGCAGUUCAGUAGCUGAUAUAAUUGGUCAUUGUAAGAAUUUUCUAAUUCCACCAGUUAAAAAUCAAACAAAAGCAUCAACAUCUUUAUCAACAGAUAAUAAAAAAAAACGGAAAAAUAAAAAUUCAAUUCAAUCACUUAAACGAAAAUCAGAAGUUUUACAUAUUGAUAAUUAUGAUCAAAGUGAAAUUCAAUCAUAUUCGUCAUUUAACAAUGAAAAUUUAUCAAAAUAUUUUCAAAAUAGAAAUAAACGAAGAUUUAAGAAAUCGAACUAA
Rotaria sp. Silwood2 is the source of this 1642-nucleotide messenger RNA. Lineage: Eukaryota; Metazoa; Rotifera; Eurotatoria; Philodinida; Philodinidae. The record is from the annotation of a GenBank genome assembly.